UCAAGCCUCACUCUUUUGCAUCAAACAGUCUAGCAUUCAUCUAUUCACAUAUUCUAAUAAUUUAUUGCAUCACAUUUAGGAACACAUACUUUACCAAGAAAGAUGGAGAAAUUCCCAAUUAUCAACUUGGAAAAGCUCAAUGGAACUGAGAGAGCUGCCAUAAUGGACAAGAUUAAAGAUGCCUGUGAGAACUGGGGCUUCUUUGAGUUGGUGAACCAUGGGAUUCCACAUGAAGUAAUGGACAGAGUAGAGAAAUUAACAAAGGGACAUUACAAGAAGUGCAUGGAACAGAGAUUUAAAGAAUUGGUGGCCAGCAAAGGUCUUGAAGCUGUACAAGCUGAGGUUACUGAUCUUGAUUGGGAAAGCACUUUCUUCUUGCGCCAUCUUCCUGUUUCUAACAUUUCUCAAGUACCCGAUCUUGAUGAUGAAUACAGGGAAGUCAUGAGAGAUUUUGCUAAAAGAUUGGAGAAGUUGGCAGAGGAGUUACUGGACUUGCUAUGUGAAAAUCUUGGCCUUGAAAAGGGCUACCUGAAAAAGGUCUUCUUUGGGACAAAAGGUCCCAACUUUGGAACUAAGGUAAGCAACUAUCCACCAUGCCCCAAGCCAGAUUUGAUAAAGGGAUUGCGCGCCCACACAGAUGCUGGUGGCAUAAUUCUUCUCUUCCAAGAUGACAAAGUGAGCGGCCUCCAACUCCUCAAAGAUGGCCAAUGGAUCGAUGUUCCUCCCAUGCGCCACUCUAUUGUGGUUAACCUUGGCGACCAACUUGAGGUGAUCACCAAUGGGAAAUACAAAAGCGUGAUGCACAGAGUGAUUGCACAAACAGACGGGACUCGGAUGUCACUAGCCUCGUUUUACAAUCCAGGAAAUGAUGCAGUGAUCUAUCCAGCACCAGCUCUAGUUGAGAAAGAGGCAGAGGAAAGCGAAACAGUUUAUCCGAGGUUCGUGUUUGAUGAUUAUAUGAAGUUAUAUGCUGGACUCAAGUUUCAAGCCAAAGAGCCAAGAUUUGAAGCUAUGAAGGCCAUGGAAUCUGCUGUGGAAAGUGAUCCACUUGCAAUUGCUUAAAUUCUAAUUCAAGAGAAAGGAUGGAAUUUGAAAAGAAAAUGUCUUAUUCUUGAAGUUUUACAAAUCUAGCUGAACACAUUAUUUGCUUCUUUAGUAUCGUAGAAUUAUACAAAGGGGUUGUCUCUGCUGCAUACAGUAGAAAGAGUGUGUAUCUCAAAAUAAACUGAUAAAUCAAAGCUACUUUCUGGAGAAAUCUUUAUACAAACAAUAAGAAGUGUCACGUUUCCUUUUCUUGAAA
This is a messenger RNA of Nicotiana tabacum (common tobacco), 1300 nucleotides long. Its product is annotated as 1-aminocyclopropane-1-carboxylate oxidase 3. Lineage: Eukaryota; Viridiplantae; Streptophyta; Magnoliopsida; Solanales; Solanaceae. The record is from RefSeq and is a predicted model, not a curated record.